Molecule: messenger RNA, 2791 nt
Organism: Exophiala oligosperma
Lineage: Eukaryota; Fungi; Ascomycota; Eurotiomycetes; Chaetothyriales; Herpotrichiellaceae
Exons: 6
Coding region: 84-2630 (848 amino acids)
Biological process (GO): DNA-templated transcription; regulation of DNA-templated transcription
Cellular component (GO): nucleus
Molecular function (GO): zinc ion binding; DNA-binding transcription factor activity, RNA polymerase II-specific; transcription cis-regulatory region binding
Source: RefSeq, a predicted model, not a curated record
CAACAUCAUAUGCGGCCCCGAUGGCACGUGGGCCAGGCCGGUAGUAAUUCGAGUCUCCAGCAGCUGCAGUGUAUCUAUCACGGAUGAACACCAUGGACGAGACAGAAACAAAUCAAGUCAAUCAUCACCCCGCGACUGUGUCGUCUGAUGCUAGCCCUCCAAAGCCGAAGCAGACCCGACGACAUCCCAGCAAAGCCUGCAAUGAAUGCAAGCAACAAAAGUUGAGGUGCAGUGCUCCGACCGACUAUCCAGAACCGUGUUCUCGAUGCAAGAAGUUGGGGCUUACCUGCAAAGUUGAAGACGGGUUCCAGCGCGUCAACAAGCGAAGGAGGACCGAAGCUCUGUAUCAAGAGAAUGCGAACCUGAAGCAGCAACUAGGCGCAAGCCGGUCUCCUCCUGAAUCCGUCAUUGACCAGAACGGCCGGGAGGAGACCCAGGAUCCAGCAACAAACGAGCAAUCGAAUCAAGCAAUUUCCACUUCGAAUUCGUUUCUGAACAACGGAGAGUCCGAAUCGACGAAUGUCUUGCCCAGAUCUUCGACCGUAGAAGCAGAAGUACAUUUUACCCCGUCCUGGAAUCAACCAUUUGCUCAAGGCUCGACACGACAUUCUCCGCAUUCAACUGCGACUGUGUCUCGCUCCCUUGCAGGAAUGACGGUCGAAGCAGAUGAAAUCGAUGAGAUUUUCAGACUGUACUUUGCACAUUAUCAUGCCCACCUACCCUUCCUCGACCCCAACAUCUCACCAAACAGCUACUACGACCAAUCUUCUUUGAUCUUCUGGGCCAUCAUCGGCGUGGGCGUCCGUAGAUACACUGCGAACCCGACGUUAUUAGGCUCUCUCGCCGAGCCUAUCCUUCAUCUUGCCUGGCCACCUCUCCACCCCACUCCGGCUGUGAUUCCAGCGAUCCAAGGCCUCCUGCUCCUCUCGUCGUUUCCUUUCCCUACCGACUCGACGUCCAAAGACACCUCUUACACUCUAUCCGGCAUGGCAAUCAACCUGGCCCUACAAAUCGGUCUUCACGUCCCCACAUUCUCCCAAGACUAUAGCAGGUCCAAAAUGACCUUGACGCAAGAAGACAUUCAACGUCGCCUGCAACUUUGGUUCCAUUGUAUCGUCGUGCAUCAGAAAGCCGCGUGCGGAUUAGGCUACCCGAUCAUGGUAUCUCCCGACCAACUCCAGAGGCAAAUGGACCUGCGUGGCCUCAUGGACUCGAUGACUCCUCUGUUGUUACUCGAGAUGAGACUCGGUAGCCUCCUCAGCCGUGUCAACACCCUGUUCUCACCUUCGACGUUCCGUGUCGAGGAUGCUCAGGACAAGCAUUCCCGCUUUGCGCGAGACAUGAUGUCUGACACUUUUGAAAACCAACUUGAUGAACUCGAGUCGGAGCGGAAAUUAUCUGAACUUGAAAAACUCUACAUCGACAUAACACGUCUUCAAAUACGGGUGCAUUGCCUACAGGACCGGGAGAACCCAGCGACGAGUGUCAAAGUGACUCAAUUGGGUCUGUGCGCUACGUCCAUCAUCGAAUCCAUUGAACGACUCGAGGUUGAAAUGUCCCUCAUCCAACAUUGUCCACACUACAUAUUCCGCAUGACGGCUCUCGCGGCGUCGGUCCUCCUCCGUCUGUCGAAACAAUCUCGACCCACGUCGUCACGACCACGAAAGACCAGCGUCGGUGACGACCAGAACAACAGUAGUGGCAGCACCACCACCACCACCCGCCAAAACCACGCCAGACAGCGGUACAAGACUUAUUUCUUCCAGACGAUAUCCCUCUUGCGAAAAAUGUCGGUCGAGAGCAACGACAUGCCGAGUCGAAUGGCCAAGAUCUUUUCACAGCUCUGGAGCAUCGACAAGAUCUUUGAGCAGACGACGACGACGACGACGUCUUCUGCCACUCCCGCCGCCGCGACGACGACGACGGCUUCUUCUUCCUCCGUCACUGCUACCGCCGCCGCCGACGGUGUCGUGAGCCCAGAACAAGAAUCCUCCACGUCGGCGGUGUCUUCCGCGACAUCCCCUCUCGUCGUGCACAGCAGGUUGUCCAUGAGCGUUUUGCACGACGCCAUGUGGAGGUGGAAGGAUCGGUUCAAAUGGGCCUCUACUAAUUCACAGCCCAGCCGCCGACAUCAACACCAACAACAUCAUGAGCAUCAUCAAAAUCAUCAUCAAAAUCAUCAUCAGAACAAUUCGAGGAAAAUUGGUGGCAUGUCACUGUCGUCAUCAUCGGCGUCGGCAUUACCGUCGAACACAGACCACCACCACCAGCAGCAUCACCAGCAGCAGCAGCACCGUCAUUCUUUUUCCGGUGCCACCACGGCCGAUAAUGGCAACGUGAACGUGAACAACCUCGGAGUGGCCACCGCAACGUCGGAGAAUCAACAACAAUACCCGAGACCGUUGUCCACCAUCCCGCCUGUCUCGGGGGGCUUCACCCCGUCUUACAACUUCUCGACCGUGAACAUGACUCCUGACCUCGCCAACGCCAACGGUACCGACGGCGGUGGUGGUAUGAUGAUGCCGUUCGUCGACAGUUUCUCACCCCUGGGUUCCUUGCCGUGGGACGCCGCGGCGAACCAAGACUUUGAGAUGAUGAUACACAGCUUCCCGGAGUCUUGGCCCGUGUGACGAAAGGAGAUGGACAAGACACACAAACACACGGCGAAAAUCUUUUUCAUCAUGUAGUCAGACGCCGUUCAAAAUUGUUGAUAAAAUGUCUCAAAGAGACAGAGAUUUGGUGUCCGUAAUAUGCAGAUGGCAUCUUUUGUAAGAGUACUCGGUACAUCCAG